Mucor velutinosus is the source of this 1524-nucleotide messenger RNA. RefSeq names its product DNA topoisomerase 2 (gene TOP2). Gene Ontology annotation, biological process: purine nucleobase biosynthetic process; purine nucleotide biosynthetic process. Gene Ontology annotation, cellular component: cytoplasm. NCBI's taxonomy places the organism in Eukaryota, Fungi, Mucoromycota, Mucoromycetes, Mucorales, Mucoraceae. The transcript has 7 exons. The coding region runs from base 1 to 1524 and encodes 507 amino acids. Gene Ontology annotation, molecular function: amidophosphoribosyltransferase activity. The record is from RefSeq and is a predicted model, not a curated record.
AUGUGUGGAAUUUCAGCACUUAUCUUAGCCGAUGCAAACGGGGCUGCUUGUCCUGAUUUGUUUGAAAGUUUAGGUCUUCUUCAACAUCGAGGCCAAGAUGCCGCUGGUAUCGUUACUUGUGCUGCAAAGGGCCGUUUCUACCAGUGUAAAGGAAACGGUAUGGUCAGAGACGUCUUUAACGAGAAGCAGCUCUCCAACUUGGUGGGUAGUCUGGGUGUGGGUCAUGUUCGUUACCCCACAGCCGGUUCAUCUUCCAUGUCUGAAGCUCAACCUUUCUAUGUCAAUUCACCUUAUGGUAUCACAUUUGCUCAUAACGGCAACUUGACCAAUGCUCGUGAGCUGAGAAACUUCAUGGACAAAGUGGCUCACAGACACAUCAACACGGAUUCCGAUUCCGAGUUAUUAUUGAACAUCUUGGCUGACAAUUUGCAAAAGACUGGAAAAUUCAGAGUCAACGAGGAAGAUAUUUUCACCGCAAUCAAGGAUUUGUAUGGUCAGUGUAAGGGUGCUUAUGCCUGUGUUGCUAUGAUUGCUGGCUUUGGUAUCAUUGGUUUCCGCGAUCCUCAUGGCAUCAGACCUUUGAUCUUGGGCCGUCGUCAAACAGAAGCCGGGUUCGAUUACAUGCUGGCUUCCGAGAGUGUUGUUCUUGAAGCCUUGGGCUUCACUGAUUUCGAAGACGUAAAGGCUGGUGAGGCCGUCAUUAUUACUCGUGAGCAAGUCUCUCGUCGUCGCUUAGUCGUUGAAGAGAACCUUGGUCCCUGUAUCUUUGAAUAUGUCUACUUUGCUCGUCAAGAUAGUAUCAUUGACGGUAUCUCUGUUUACAAGGCUCGUCUCGCUAUGGGUGAAGCUUUGGCAGAUCAAGUGGUCAAGGUGUUGGGUGAUAAUAUGGAUAUUGACGUUGUCAUUCCUGUCCCUGAUACUAGCCGUGCUGCUGCUCUUCAAUGUUCUCGUAAAUUAAACAUUGUUUAUCGUGAAGGCUUCAAUAAGAACAGAUAUGUUGGAAGAACCUUCAUCAUGCCAGGUCAACAAGUGAGACGCAAGAAUGUCAGAAGAAAGUUGAAUGCUAUGGCUCUGGAAUUCCACGGAAAGAAUGUCUUGUUGGUUGAUGACUCCAUCGUCAGAGGUACCACUUCCAAAGAAAUCAUCAUGAUGGCCCGUGAAGCCGGUGCCAAGAAAGUAUACUUUGCAUCUUGUGCUCCCCCUAUUCGAUACCCCAAUGUCUAUGGCAUUGACAUGCCUACUCGUAGUGAACUUGUUGCUUACAACCGUAACGAGGAUGAAAUUGCAGAAGAAAUCGGUGCCGAUAAGGUCAUCUAUGAGGAUUUGCACGAUCUCACUGAAUCCGUUCGUCGUUUCAACCCUUCCAUUGAAACUUUUGAUACAUCUGUCUUUGAUGGCAAAUACGUUACUGGCGAUGUGGAUGAAUCUUAUUUCAGUUAUAUCGAAGGUGAACGUAACGAUGAUGAUAAGACUAUCAAUACAGAUAACGAGAGUAUUGGUUUGCAUAACAGCUUUAGAAAGUAG